Metschnikowia bicuspidata var. bicuspidata NRRL YB-4993 is the source of this 996-nucleotide messenger RNA. It is a transcript of the gene CGR1, whose product is annotated as Cgr1p. Gene Ontology annotation, biological process: L-ascorbic acid biosynthetic process. The record is from RefSeq and is a predicted model, not a curated record. The transcript has 2 exons. Gene Ontology annotation, molecular function: calcium ion binding; gluconolactonase activity. Bases 1 to 996 code for a protein of 331 amino acids. Lineage: Eukaryota; Fungi; Ascomycota; Pichiomycetes; Serinales; Metschnikowiaceae.
AUGAUGCAAACCAACAUCGACGCCAAGAAUAUCUUGUUGCCCUCAUACAGAGGCCGACUCCUCGAAGGGAUCAAGUAUAACCGUGCCAACAAUACCCUUCUAUGGGUGGACAUUAUUUCUGCUGAAAUCCACCGUGUCUGUUUAGACAACGAGGCUGAUUUAGAGGCCUCGCACGAGGUGCUUAAGUUUGCAGAGGCAGGCGAAUCGAUUGGUGCCGUGCUCCUUACCAAAGAUCCAGACAUCGUGUUGGCAUGUGCCAAGUACGGCGUGGCCACGGCCAGCUUCAAAACAAAGCAAUUUGCCUAUAUGGUCAAGUAUCCUCUUUGUGCCGAAUCGGCCGCCAGCUUGCGGUCCAACGACGGGCUUAUCGAUCCAUGGGGCAACAUUUGGAUCGGGCUCAUGAACGACUUUCCCACCGUCAAGGCCCAGGGAAAAGUCGAGCCUGCAGGCGUGUUGUACCGCAUAUCCGCUGCGGACUUGUCCGUGAAAACAAUGGUGAAAGACGCGUACAUCCCCAACGGCUUGGCCUUCAGUAACGACGGAAACUCGCUUUUCUGGACGGACUCGUUGACGUUCACGGUCUGGCAAUUUGACUAUGACCACGAACACGUGACUCUCAAAAACAAGCGGCCGUUGCUUGCUAUACAGCCCGUGUACCCGGGGGUCUCCAGCCCCGAGCCGGACGGGCUUUCCUGCACCUCGCAGGGAGACUUCUACCACGCUAUUUUCAGCACCUCCAGCGUCCUCAAAUAUGACAGCAGGGGAGAGGUCCAGCAGAAGCUCAUGGUCCCGGCAGAGCUUGUCACGUGCACCGGGCUAGGGGGUGCUGCAGACGACGAGUUGUACAUCACCACGGGCCACCAGAACCUCCUCGAUUCUGGGGCCGAAAUCGAUGCUUUGGACAAAACCGGCGAUUUGGGCGGGUUUUUAUUUCGCGUGAAGCUUGGCCAUAAAGCCCACAGCCAGCCUGCCGCUGUUUGGGGCGGGCAAAUUUAG